AUGCAAAAGCGCAUCGCACAAGAUCGGCUAGAAGCUGCGCAAAAAAAAGCCGCCUUAGAGGCGUUUGCACGACCACGACCACGAAAAGUAGCACGUACAGAGCGCCCGGCGCGUCGUGUCAUGAGCCACAGCCGCAGCGUUAGCGAUGAUGAUGAUGACGAUGCGGACGACGCCGCGUUGGAUCGUCUUGCUCGCAGCUCGGCCUCAUCAAGUCAGUAUGGCACAUCUACCUUCCACUACCAUGUUCCUCGCUCUAUUUUGCCGCCGGACGGCUACGAUCCUUUGGCGCCGGAGCUCCGUGCUACAGCCUCGGGGCCCAUCUCAAGCCGAUCGCUCGUAGAGACGUCGGAGACCAUCUAUGUGCCAUUUUUUGAGGGACUGGAAGAACAGCCUGUGGUAACCCUAGAAUACCCUGCGAUCGACGCACAGGAAGAAUUUCUGCUGCUUGUGCCCAAGGAUGUCGACGAGUACGAUCCGAUCUCGGACUUGCUUCGCGUCGUGCAUGCAGUGGUGGCACAUUAUAUCCCAGCAGCACAGCAGCCGCAAUUUGGCCACCUGGAUCACUUAGAAACUGGCAGCAAUGCAGGGAAUACGCUGGACAAGGUGUCAGCGCGUCUUGCCAUGCGUGCUGACUCGUCCGGCCCAUCGUCACGCAGCACGACGCCUGUGCCUAGCACUACCAGUACGCCGCCUCCCUUAUCAGGACCGGCUGAUGAGACGGAAUCCAUAUUGCGCUCGUUCACCAAGGCACGGAAUCGGCGCAACGGUCCUCUGUUUGUGCGCUCCGUGGAACGGUACAACGCGUUGCUUCGCACGUUGCGGCAAGAUGGUACGAUUACAUCCCAUUUGGCUACGCUUGGCGCGUCGCAUGGCAUGCCAGAAGGUGUAUGGCGCACUAUUCAGGAGCAGGUCUACGCUCGCGUGGCUGCGCCGCAUGUCGACAAACUCAAGCAAUACGAAGCAUUCUCUGAUUAUGUGUACGGCGAAAUGCUACCGCCAUUCCUGAGUGAGAUUGAGCGCAUUGCCCAGAUGGGGCCUCAAUCUGUGUUUGUGGAUCUGGGGAGUGGGAUCGGCAAUAUUCUCCUCCAAGCGUCGCUGCAAACAGGUUGUGCAUCGUAUGGCUGUGAAGUUAUGGAGACCCCAAGUGCUCUCGCUACGAAGCAGAUCAUUGAAGCCACACACCGCUGGCGAAUGUGGAAUGUGUGUGGCGGCCCUGCCAUGGAAGCAUGGUGUGAAGACUUUACCGAGUCGGAUCGCGUACGUGAGGUCCUGCGCCGUGCCGAUGUCGUGCUUGUAAACAAUUACGCGUUUCGUCCGAAGACGAACGAUACGCUGUCCCUUCUGUUCCUAGACCUGAAGGACGGCGCCAAAAUCUUUUCGCUGCGUCCUUUUGUCCCGACUGAUUUUCGGUUGACCGAGCGCACAGCAUCCAGUCCCCUUGCUAUCCUACGUGUGGAAGAACGGCGGUAUGCAAGCGGAUGUGUAAGUUGGACGGGCGGUAGCGGUGCCUACUACGUCCAAACCGUGGACCGGAGCUUAAUCCAGCACUUUACUGCUAGUGCCGUUCCCGAAAACACUACAGCGAUGUAG
Messenger RNA from Malassezia pachydermatis, 1590 nucleotides. RefSeq names its product histone-lysine n- h3 lysine-79 specific. Bases 1 to 1590 code for a protein of 529 amino acids. Gene Ontology annotation, molecular function: histone H3K79 methyltransferase activity. Lineage: Eukaryota; Fungi; Basidiomycota; Malasseziomycetes; Malasseziales; Malasseziaceae. Gene Ontology annotation, biological process: DNA repair; regulation of transcription regulatory region DNA binding; DNA damage checkpoint signaling. The record is from RefSeq and is a predicted model, not a curated record. The transcript has 2 exons. Gene Ontology annotation, cellular component: nucleus.